Messenger RNA from Neodiprion virginianus, 2101 nucleotides. RefSeq lists its product as uncharacterized. Gene Ontology annotation, biological process: spindle attachment to meiosis I kinetochore; kinetochore assembly; attachment of mitotic spindle microtubules to kinetochore. The transcript has 3 exons. NCBI's taxonomy places the organism in Eukaryota, Metazoa, Arthropoda, Insecta, Hymenoptera, Diprionidae. Gene Ontology annotation, cellular component: kinetochore. The record is from RefSeq and is a predicted model, not a curated record. Gene Ontology annotation, molecular function: centromeric DNA binding. Bases 465 to 1991 code for a protein of 508 amino acids.
UGUUGUUUUCUUUCGUUGACGCGUUUAAAAAUGGAAAGCAUUUGAAAAUUGAUUCAAGAAACAGAGUUCUAUUUUCUUGACUAUAAUUCUAUCUUUCGAGUUCUGAAAGCAGUUAAUGACACAAUAAAUUGAUAUGUAUUCUUUGGUGAAUUGUUAAUAACUCUGGCAAAGAGCAUGUGCCAUCGUAUGUAUUUAUUAACGUAUUCAAAGAAUAAUUGAAUUUACUCCUCAUGUUAGGUUAAUUUUCUUCCUCUAGUAUUUUUCGCAUUGUCGUUCUCAUUCUCGGAUUUUUUUUUCCUACAUGCAACAACUAAGUGAAAUUGCAAACUGUUAUUGGUUCAAAAAAGAUACGAGUUUGUAUUCUGUGCAACUAAGUCAUUGAAGAAUUAUUUGAAGGAAGCAACCAUACUUUAAUUAUAUUUCCGCCAAUUGAGAAUCAACUUUUCCAUUAUUCUCUUAUUUUCAUGCAGAAAAUGGGACCUGUCAAGGAAAUUUUAGAAAAAUAUCGUUGCUCACAUUCUAGUUCCAUUGUUAGUCAACCUAUUCGGACAGAUAAAGUUGCUUGCAUGGUAACGUCUACACCUUUGAAAAUAAACAGAGAGCAGCAUUCGAAGCUUGAAUGGCCUUUCCCGGUAGAAGAAAGUCCGAAUCUCUCUCUUGACCAUCAUUCCCUGAUAAAAUGUGCUGCAAAUAGUACACCACCAUGUAAAAACACUAAGGAGGGUAACAAUUUAGAAACCUUUACCACUGCACCAACUGGAUCGACUGAUAAAACUUGCUUUGUAACACGGAGUACGGCAGCAACCAGUGACAAAAAGAAUUCAGGACCUAACAACGUUGAUUUUGCUCCUAGAAAUGAGGUUGGAAAGUGGAAAAUAAUGAACUCAGACGAAGAGAAUGAGUAUCAGAGCAAUAGAAACAAUUCUGUGAAGAAGAAAAAGUACAUUAAAGAUAGAAUCAUCAAAUCAUCAACUAACACACGAUGUUCGACACGGAAGAAGGAACUACGGAAAGUAAAUUACAGCAUCAACAGCAGGGAAUCUUUAUCAAUUUAUAAAGUAACUAAUAAUUUGGAUUCCACGAAUGAAAUAUUUACAAAGUCUAUUAGUAAUAGUAGUAACAAUGUUCUUUUGAUCAAAAAACCACUAGACAAUGUAGAGAUUUUACAAACCAAAAGUAUUCGUCCAAAGAUUACAUCCUCAAUAGCAAUACCAAAGCAGAAAAGCUCGUUUAACAGAAAUAAUGAUACACCUGUAGUUAGAAGAUCAGGCAGAAAAAGGUGUAAACCCUUGGAAUACUGGAACGGAGAGAGGUUCAAAACAAAAAGAGAUGAUUCCCCAGAAUUUGUGCCGACUAUAGCUCACAUAAAUGGAAAAGGAAAAAAAAUGAAGAAGAUACGAGAUGCUAAAGCAGAACUAAAAGACAUUCGACAGAGUAAUGAGGUUUCGACAAGUACUCCAAAUAUAAAAACUUCUGAUAAAGCUAAAACAGAACUCACGAGUGAACCAUUAAUUGAAGAGAGAAAUGACAACGGAGUGAUGUUGAAUACGAAGCCUAGGCGGAAGUCCAAGAAAGUAGUUAGAUUUUCUGCAACCACAACUAAAACAUCAGGCAGCCCUGUGUUCAAGAAAAAUUUAAAAUCAGACUGGCACGUAAACUUUCAUGGAAUAAAACGGACGCCAAAAGUGCUAUUGAACUUUGACAAUUAUAGUAUUUUGCCUGGCUUGAAUACAGUCAUGGGAUUUGUAUCAAGUUCUAUUGUACAGAUGCCCCCAAACGGGAUAAAUAGGAGUCAAGCACCAGAUCACCAUCAUAUGGUAUUUUGUAUUAUGGCGGGUAAUAUUGUAGUAACAAUUCAUGAGAAGAGCAUUAAAAUGGACACUUACGGACAUUUCACUGUACCAUGUGGAGUUUCGUAUACUCUUGAGAAUGUUGGCAAGAAAAAAGCUAUCCUCAGCUGCUUCCAGAUUGCCAAUGCCAAAUAUAAGUGAAAGUGUGACCAUGGAAAGAUAAUGACUAGUUUUUAAGCUUCGAGUAGAACUUGAACUCUGUGAAGUACUUUUCAGCAGCUUGAUUUGAAAAUGAAUUUCUAUUUUAUGUA